Messenger RNA from Papilio xuthus (Asian swallowtail), 3646 nucleotides. Its product is annotated as lisH domain and HEAT repeat-containing protein KIAA1468. The coding region runs from base 129 to 3611 and encodes 1160 amino acids. Lineage: Eukaryota; Metazoa; Arthropoda; Insecta; Lepidoptera; Papilionidae. The record is from RefSeq and is a predicted model, not a curated record. Gene Ontology annotation, molecular function: protein binding. Gene Ontology annotation, cellular component: recycling endosome; trans-Golgi network. Gene Ontology annotation, biological process: intracellular cholesterol transport. The transcript is spliced from 16 exons.
AUUACACAUAAUCGUAGGAAAAGUCUGUUUUGGUGAUAAAACAAAGCAAUAUUUGUUAUUUGACUUAUGUGGGCGAUGAUACACAAAGUUUUAAUACACGUUUGGUUAUAUGAAUACUUAUCAAAACAAUGAAUCCAUAUAAAGACGUGGAAGACAGUUCCUUUACUUCUUCACCACAUCUCGCUUAUGAAGAUAUCGCAACUAAAUUAUUGAAAGACCAUUACUUUCUAACAGCUUUAGAGCUUCAUACUGAGUUAGUUGAAAGCGGUAAAGAGCUUCCGCAAUUAAGAGAAUUCUUUUCAAAUCCAGGCAACUUUGAACAACAUGUAUCUAGACCAUCUGAUAUUGGGUCUAUGCACCGAACGCCUAGCCAAGCCACUUUAGAUUCACUGGACACAGCCAGGUACUCAGAAGAUGGUGGUGGUGACAGAGGUGGUAGUGGAGGAGAUGUGGCUGUGUUAGAAUUUGAACUAAGGAAAGCUAGAGAAACAAUAAAUGCUUUACGAGCUAAUCUUACACAGUUUGCAGAUGGUGAGUCUGCAUUGGAUAAGAUAACACAGGAUAAUUUUGAUAAGAGAUCAUUGAAGCCACAUGAAAAAAGAGCAUUAAAUUUCCUUAUCAAUGAAUAUUUGUUGCUACAGAAUUAUAAACUUACAUCCAUUACAUUUUCUGAUGAAAACCCUGAUCAGGAAUUUGAAGAUUGGGAUGAUGUUGGUCUGAACAUGCCGCGACCAGCUGGUUUGAUAUCAUUAUUUAGAGGCAAUAAAAGAGUAUUGAGCACUUCAACAAAUGAUGCAGUCACACAAACUGACACUAAACAAACAUUUGACAUACUUUGCCAAACGGAAUGUGAGGAAGAAAAUGUAUGUGUCAGUUGUCAGACUUCAUUAGAUAAUGACGCAGAUUGGAACCAUGAGAUAUUAAUACAAGCUGAAGAAAUAGAAUUAUUAAAACAAAAAAUAAUUGCAUUGGAGACAGAAAAAUUGAACUUCCAAAAGUUGUAUGACGCGGCAAUAGUCAGUUUAAAUUCCCUAACAAGUCCUACAUCGGAGAGUAAAGGUCUAGAUCUACAAAUACCUGGAGAUAAAUUGUCAACAACAGGACAGAUAAUACAGCAAUCUUUAGAUGCUAAACCUCUAACUUGUACAGCCACUGAAAAUCAUUAUGGCAGCGGAAAUUCAACAAACAGUGCAACACCCGAUCAGUUUGAAAUGAUUGACAGCGAGAAAAAUUGUGGAAUUAAAAAAGAAGGGUCUAACACAAGCUCAUUUGAGCCUGCGAUGUUGGGGGAGAGCGCCGGAGGGUCCCCGGUACGCAGGGGUAGUGUUACCACACUUGACGAAACUUUGAGCAUUAACGACGCUGGUGACUGGACCCGCGUUCAAUACGAAUACACCACCAUUGAGAAUAACACCAAGGAAAUGUGGAUAGACAGUGGGAUACCAACUGGUGUGAAAGAGCCUAUUCUGAACUUGUGCUCUGAAGCAUUGAAUCUCAACGAGCCACUAACCAAUGACCUGUUGGCAGAGCUCGUCAACAGUGACAAACCCAUCACAUUACCUGGACUAUUGUUGUUAGUGGCUGACACAUUGCCAAGGAUAGUGCCGCACACGCUGGUGUCGCGGCGGAGCGAGGCGGCGGCGCUGCUGGCGGCGGGCGCGGCGCUGCUCUCUGCGGCGGAGGCGCGGCGUGCCCGUCUGCUGCACACGCUGCUCACUCUGCUCAAGAAACCUGAACCUAACGACGCAAGGAUCAUAUGCGAAGCCGUCUGUCUUGUGGUGAAAUGGGGCGGGGCUGCGGAAGUCUUAUCAUCCGUUGCAGAAUUAUUAGCCUCAAGGUCAUCAGAGCGUAGGAUAUUAGCUAGUCAGAUAUGUCUGGCUAUAGCUCCUUAUGUACCUGUAGAGUUAUGUACUUCGUUACUACUAAGUCUUGUGGCACUUAUGUGCGAGUCCAGUGAACCAGAAGUACGUAGUCUUGGUUUGAAAUCUGCGUGUCUUGUUUGUGUGGUCGCGGAUCAUAAAUAUAAUCAGUUGGAGAAUCUCAUGUUUAGCUUUUUAAAAGACCCAGUGGAAAAGAAUGUUAAGGAUACAAUCAAUGUGUUCGUACCGACGUUAGCGAGGAGCGCUUUGAUGGCUGGUAAAUUCUCAUCAGAUCUAUGCAAUCGUGUUAUGACAAGUUUAAUAAAAUCUACUUCUGAUAAUGAAUGGAAGAGUGUUAUAUUAAAUUUAGAAGUGAUCAAAAGUCUAGUACAGGCGAAGCUGGCUUACGUGAUAAAUGUACAAAUAGUUAGGGAUGUGAACUUAAGUAACUGUGAUAUGAAGACAAUUAACUUACAAGAUGUGCCGUUGGGGUCUGAAGAGAAGUUUCUUGAUGUACAGUGUUAUAUAAGUGACAGUGUGGACGCAAAGAUGUUGUUGUUAGCUAUGAACAGUUUAAUUAAAGAUCCUUCGGUUAGAUGGACGGAGCUUGACUGGUUUAAUGAUUGGAUAAGAAAAUUGUUAGAAAUAAUAGGCAAUUGCAAAGUAUCAAAUCAUCCGAUGGUUUAUGAGCUUUUGAUUACAUUAUUUAAUACUUACAUAGAUAAUUUCGGAUAUCACUUCGCUUGUAACAUAAUGAAGCCUAUAUUUAUUGACAUUUUAAAUGAAUUAGAGCAAAAAAUGGAAAAAUUGGAUACAAUCAGUUUGGAGAGUACUGUUGUUGUUGGGAUAUAUUUAGCUUCAAUUUUACUAGCGGUUGAAGAGGGACCUUCACAAGCUGAGUUUUUACAAAAAUGGAUUGUGUAUAGCAGUGUACGCGGACUUCCUGCAAAGAUAUUUUCUAUGCCGUUCAAAUGGCUGGCAACACAUCGCCCUGAAGUUCUCAGCUUUUUCUGGCAACAUUUAAGGGAGUUCUGUGCGAGCAGCUGUGAGAACGCGAGCGGUGCGGGUAUCCGCGCGCACAUCGCCGCACUCCUCACCGACAUGGUGAAUGUGGCGGACGUCACCGAGGAGUGCAUGGAGCGCCAGCUGCUGCCUGCACUCAUCGCGCUACUCUAUGAUGAUGAUAUUUGUGUGCGCGAGGCGGCGCUGAGCUCGUGGGGCAGCAUGACGCGGUGCUGCGUGGUGCGCGGGCUGGCGUGCGGCGCGCACUGCUGGCCCCCGAUGGAGCAGUGGCUGGGGGGGCGCACGCUCUCGCACAGGGAGGCGGCGCGUCUCGCUGAAUCCCUGGCGCUCCUCGUGCUGCCCACUGUUGACGACCGCGCUGUCUCCGAACAAGCGGUGUCAUUGCUGUGCGCGUUAUGCCACCAUCCGACGCUGUCAGCGGAGUGGGUGUCAUCGCUGACCCCGGGCCUGCAGCUCGCGGUGCAUCACUGUCGACAGCAUCCAGCUAUAUUACCCGCACUCAGGAAACUAGAAGAAAGUGUACAAACAGGAGCGAUGUCGCAAUACAAAUCAUCAAUAGAGGCGUUACUGAACGCAGCAGGCAGUGACGUCAGCGUCAGCCCCCGCGACCUGCCGCGACCCACCACCAACCUGCAGGCCGCGCAGGAGGUCGGCAGGAGGGUCACGCAGAUCUUCCACCAAUCCAAAACUAAUAUCAAUCUGCAGAAUAUAUUCAAAAAGAAAACGUAACGCUACAUAAUAAUUUAAGCAUUUAUAUUCAUGGG